UGUGUAAUUUGGUCAAGCAUAUUGAUGAAAAAAUUGUGCAAAAAUCUGUUUUGUUUGAUUAAUUAUGCGACAAACAAUAGAGGCAAGUUUGGUCUACCUAGGAUCGAUAUUCGGCGAUGAAUUAAGCCGCGUUCUGUGAUGCUAGUCGCGUUCAGUUCGGGUGCGCCAGGGACGUAGAGUGCGGCCCAAUACUAUUCUAUUAUUAAUGCGGAUAGAACAUGUCGCAUUGUGACAGCUAUUGAUAUAAUAACGGAGCAAUCGUGGUGAAGCUUAUCUCAUCAAAUAGAAGGAGAAAAAGAAAAUCUUUAUAUUUCAAAUAACAAGUGAACAUAAAAAAAUGGCACAAAAAGAACAAAUCAAGCUAUCUGACGAACAAGUUGCAGAAUUCAGGGAAGCUUUCAACUUGUUUGACAAGGAUGGGGACGGAAGUAUAACAACGACAGAGCUGGGUACAGUUAUGCGCAGUCUCGGACAAAAUCCCACCGAAAGCGAGCUCCAGGAUAUGAUCAACGAAGUGGACUACGACGAAAGCGGAACGAUCGAUUUUGACGAAUUUCUUCAAAUGAUGGCUCGUAAGAUGAGAGAUACAGACACUACAGAAGAAUUAAAGGAAGCCUUCAAAGUGUUCGAUAAGGACGGUAAUGGAUUCAUAAGCGCUUCCGAAUUACGUCACGUGAUGAAGAGUCUCGGAGAACGACUCACAGACGAAGAAGUUGAUGAAAUGAUCAAAGAAGCGGAUCUAGAUGGUGAUGGUCAGGUCAACUACGAAGAGUUUGUUAAAAUGAUGGCAUCUGGGAAGAAAGACUCUUAGAAAUCAACAAACAGGAAAUUGAGUGAAUGCUAAGAGAAAUGAAUUUUAUCAAUCUGCUAACGAAAUUCAGAUCAUUGUUGAAAAUGGACGCCUGACUGAAAAUCACAUACCGGUGUUCAACACUGUUGAACUACAUGAUCGAAUCAAUACUUGUGCGAGUGAAUGAAAUUUACGUAUCAUAUUUUUCAAGUUUGUUGAUAAAAAUAAUGCUCAAAACUGCUGGUUUGGUGAAGAUAAUCCUAGUUAGACUAUUUUAUACCGUGUGAACACAUUUCUAUUGUCUUAUCACAGUUCAAUUUUUAUGGAUUUUAUUUCAUAUACUGAGUAUACAUUUAAUGUUUAUGGAUCCCAAAGCACAAAGUAAUUAAUUUUUCAUAGAGAAGAAAAGAAUUAUAAAAGCAUAUUGCGUUUUAUUAUUUUUUUAUUCAUUUUAUUAUUUUUAAUUUUUUUAUUUCAAGAAUUUUAUGUAUUGUGUUCCAGGCAUUUCACUUGUCAAUUUCAAAACGAUUUGUAGCAUUUAUUAUCUUGGUCAUAGGCACUUUUAUUAUGUCCCUAUAUUGACUUCAUAUUACAUGUGUACUUCUUCAAAUCGAAUUUUUUUAAAAUCUUGAAUAAUCACUGUUUUGUGUAAAAAAAAAAAUGAAUAAAG
Molecule: messenger RNA, 1460 nt
Organism: Saccostrea echinata
Lineage: Eukaryota; Metazoa; Mollusca; Bivalvia; Ostreida; Ostreidae
Product: calmodulin-A-like
Exons: 5
Coding region: 338-811 (157 amino acids)
Molecular function (GO): calcium ion binding; enzyme regulator activity
Source: RefSeq, a predicted model, not a curated record